AUGUCUACCAUGAAGCAACCACUCGAGUUUACUGAUUUUUACGCCGGCCGUUGCAGCAACGGAACUGUGAGCACACAAUCCGUCAGAUGUGUGAUAGCAUCCAUUGCAGGGGGCCUGUCCGCGUACGUGUACCCCAUUGUGGCCAUCCUCAGUUUGUGCUCCUACCUGUUCAUCAUCGCCGUUCUUCUUAUCAACCGGUAUCACCUCACCAGACAACUCAUUUAUCUAUUCUCCAUGCUAAUGGCAAAUUUAAUCACACAAAUGCUUCACGGUUGGCUUUGGCUCUUCUCGCUGAAGGGUCUGAUCUACGCCACGCAUUCACGCUCCCACUUCUCACCAAUGUACCUUACAACUGCCUGGUGUACUGCAUUCAGCAUGGUAUACAUGUUCACUAUGACGCUGAACUGCAACUUGCUCGCUUUGGCCAGCUUGGAUCGACUACUAAGUAUUCACUACCCGUUACGACUAGCUCGAGUGCAGCUGCGCACCGCGUGGAUCGCCGUGUCUCUGACCAUCGUGCUCACAGCCUGCUACGUGCUCCCUCUUAGUGCGUUCAUCAAAUGGACCACGUAUGGACCCGCUCUCGCCUGUUGGUUCCCUCGUGAUCAAAUUGUGGUCCAAACACUAAGUGUAUUGUUUUCCAGUUCGUGCAUUGUCCAACCCCUUCUGGUCAGUGCUAUGAAUCUAGCCUUCUACCUGCGCCUCCGUGCGCUCAAUCAUAGACGCGUGAAUGUGCAAAAGAAUCACAUGGAGAGGCACCAGAUGCGUUACACCAUCGGCUUAUUCAUUCUUUCUCUGAAUUACAUCGUCUUCUCGAUGCCAAUUGGCGUUACGACUCUUAUCCUCCAGAGCAUGUUAUUCAGUGGUUUGUCUGAUUUACUGGUGAUUGUCAUCUUUCUUGACUUUACUGUAAUCGCAUGGAAUUUGUUCUUUUUGCGUGACUUGUUCGACGUGAUGAUGAUGGUUUUGUACAUCCCUAUUAUCCAAAACUAUUUGCUGGCGAUGAUUCCCAGACGAAUGAGACCUGUCACACGUAAGGUCUCUCAACUGUCAUCUACGGACGCACACUAG
This is a messenger RNA of Dicrocoelium dendriticum, 1071 nucleotides long. The record is from the annotation of a GenBank genome assembly. NCBI's taxonomy places the organism in Eukaryota, Metazoa, Platyhelminthes, Trematoda, Plagiorchiida, Dicrocoeliidae.